UACGAGCUUUCGCUGCCGAAGCGCAUCCUAUAUAACACAAUAUAAAUCUCUAAAUUCAUAUAUUCUAUUUUGUAAAAUAAAAUUUUCUUAUUUUUGUUUGUGUAAUAAUAAUUUACAAAAAUUUAUUGGAUAUUGAUUGAAAAAUAAAAAUUAAUUGCAAAAUCUAUCUAUCUACGUGUAAUUGAAAUUAAAUUAAUGGAAAAUAUCAACGAAAACGACCGGUUUUGAUUUCACGAGUGAACUUUCUAUUUUAAACUACUGUGAAAUGUAAAAAUUCUUAUCUUUCUUCAAGAAUGACCAUGAUAAUAAGGAUAAAUAAAAAAAAAUAAGAUCUUAAUAUAUAAGGAUAAAUAAUAGAACGAGGAGAAUGAUAUUGGAAAGGAAAUUGGGUGAACGAGCAAUUGGAUUGGAAAUUUAAUUUAAUUUUCUUAAAAGUUGGUUAUAAAAAAGAAAGAAAGAAAGAAAGAAGUAAACAAUGAGCAAAGAGGGAAGUAGUGAUGGUGGUCAAGAAGCUGGUGGAGGAAAUAAAUCUCCGGGGAAGAACGAAAAUGCGGAUAUUUUUGAAAAUCGAGGUAGCAAGAAAAUAAUACGUUUGUUCACGGUAAUGGCUUACAUGUUCUCCGUAAGUUUCGUGGCCAUUGCCUUGAGCGCAUAUUAUUUAAUUCUUUGGAAACCUCCGGAUCCGAGGCUUCUGCGGAGGCCGAUUCAAUUUUUGUCGGAACCCGAAGUGCAAUUCUUGUUAAGCGAUCGAACGAUCGUAGAAAAGGAAUCUGCGAAGAAAGAAUCCAAGCAUUCGCUUUCCGGCCGUACCGGCGCGAACAAUCUUUUCCACAAUUACGACCACGUGAAAACACCGGAUGAAAAAUUGAACGAAUCUUUGAUCCUAUUGAGGAACACAUUAAUCGAAUCUUUGGAAAAUAGAAUCAAUGAUUCGAGUUCUCCUUCUUCUGCUCGGGAUUCACUUGGGGAAAAUUCUAAUUUCUUUAAUUACAAUUCGUUUGAAAAAGGAAAUAUAUCGUCAAACUUGAGAAAAUCGAGGGAGAAAGAUGCAAGACAUUCCUCUAAAAUUAUGAAUCGUAUAUUUAGUAAUAAUGGUACAUCCCAGACAUUGGAAUCUCCGACUAUUCCUGGAGAUGAAGCGAAACGCGAUCGUUUCACAACUGUUAGAAAUUACUCCUUGUAUCUUGAAUCUGUAUCUCGAGAUACAGAAUUCCCAUCGGACGAUCCGACGAGAAAAACUGUCGAGGAUCAAAAACAAAUGUACAAAGAAAAAAAUGUUCCGUCUAAUUUUAAAAUAAGAAUGGAAACAUUUGAUAAGAAGAAAGAGAAAGACGUAAAAACGACACGAUAUUUAAGAGAUAAUUCAUUCGAUGAAGGAACUAUGAUGGAUAAAAGAAAUCGUGAUAUCCGAGAAGAUGAUGAAAAUCUUGCAUACAAUGUGAAACCUGCGAUCAAUUUGAAUAGAGUAAUCAGUACAGAUUCUUCCAAUAAUUUCGAAUUUCCAAAUCGUCUGCAACACGAGCGAUCACUAAUGAAAUUAGCAGAUUUCGCGUUAAAAUUCAAAGAAACGCAGGUAGAAAAAAUGACAAAAUCGAUGACAAUAGCGAAUGAACAAAUUUCUUCAUCGGAAAUUAUGAGUACUCCUCAACAACAAAAGGAUCUGUUAACUAUUUUAACAGAAAUUGCUGAAACGUCAUCGACUACUACCCCGUUAAUAAUAUCUGAAGAUUUACAAACUAAUUUAAGUACAGAAACCAAAGAAAUAUCUACAAAAAUACAUUCAAAUAUUAAUUAAUUUGCUAGAAUAAUAUUAAAAACUAUUAACAAAAAAAAAUAAUCAAAUUUUAUUAUCAGAAUCUUUGAUUUUAUUAUGAUAUUUAUUUAAUAAUUUUGACUAAAAUAAUUUAAAUUAGUUUUUAAAUCUAUAUAUUUUUUAACUUUUGCAGAGAUGAAUUUUUAAACCGAAUUAUAAUUAUUUAUUGAAAUAAUUUUCUUACUGCAAUUGAAUAAUUGGGUGAUAAAAUCUUAAAAAUGAACAAUCAUUUUAUAUUUUUCCUUUAAUUUAUUUUUAAAUUAUAUACUAGUAAAAAAUUAAAUAAAAUAGUAGAAAUUAAAUAAAAUAUUUUUCAUUAUUAAUAAUAUAAACUGCAAUACUAAAUUUUUAUAUAUAACUAAUAACGUCAAGAGUGAUAAUAUACAAUUGACAUUAAAAUAAUUA
Messenger RNA from Apis mellifera (honey bee), 2218 nucleotides. RefSeq lists its product as uncharacterized. The record is from RefSeq and is a predicted model, not a curated record. NCBI's taxonomy places the organism in Eukaryota, Metazoa, Arthropoda, Insecta, Hymenoptera, Apidae. The transcript is spliced from 2 exons. The coding region runs from base 476 to 1795 and encodes 439 amino acids.